Messenger RNA from Pochonia chlamydosporia 170, 630 nucleotides. RefSeq lists its product as hypothetical. The record is from RefSeq and is a predicted model, not a curated record. Bases 1 to 630 code for a protein of 209 amino acids. The transcript is spliced from 3 exons. NCBI's taxonomy places the organism in Eukaryota, Fungi, Ascomycota, Sordariomycetes, Hypocreales, Clavicipitaceae.
AUGUUGACCUCCAACGUGUUCACGCUGCUUCCACUUUUAGUAGCCGGAGUGACGGCCGCUCCCUCUCCCUCUCUAGACAUCGGCUCGAACCUGCUUUCCGCUCCACUGCCCGGCUACGGCGUAGAAGAUUUCCAAUGGGAGUUGGAAGUAUUCCCAGGCGUGGUCCAAAACUUCACCGGCACCAUUGAGCAGGUAGCGAGACAGGCCACCCAGAUCAACCCAGACUGGGAGGAACACAUGGCGAAUAUCACUGCCUCCACUGACGUCGACGUCUCACACUUGGAACGAAGAAAAGACUUUUAUCGGACUGAUUGCAACCCGCGCUACAAAUGGGACGAAGCACAGGAAUUCGCAAUCAAUGAGGGCACUAGAUACCUUUGGAAUCAGCAAGGCCGGCCUAGAAAUGGCCCUGGGCCAGGUAACUGUGGUCGAGUCAGCUGCUCUUACCGGUCUGCAAUUUGGUGGUGCAACGAUAACCGAGAAGCAUUCACUGUCGCCUUUUGGGGGUUCAUAGCUGAUGGUGCUGGCAUCAUUGUCAGGCAAUGCGCCAAAGAUGGCUGGGUAAAGGGACAGAUUUUCCAUGAUGACAACUGGAAUGUUAUUGUCCGAGGAGACAAGGACAAUUGUUAA